This is a messenger RNA of Lichtheimia ornata, 273 nucleotides long. RefSeq lists its product as uncharacterized. Lineage: Eukaryota; Fungi; Mucoromycota; Mucoromycetes; Mucorales; Lichtheimiaceae. Bases 1 to 273 code for a protein of 90 amino acids. The transcript is spliced from 3 exons. The record is from RefSeq and is a predicted model, not a curated record.
AUGUCAGCUACCAAGGUCGUUUACAAGAGCGAGAAUGAUCAAGAAUUCUUUGUCUUUACCAAUCCCGGAGAAGUAUCAAAAUGGCGCAAAGAUAAAUCUAUUCCAUUGGUCGAUGUUGUUCAAUCAUUCGAUGUCUUUACCACGCCCACUGGAUCUCAAACCGGUACCGCUGAGAGACCCUCGAAAGGAAUACUAGAGAGCGCUUUUAAUACUUCAAAGAAGGAAGAAGUCGUCCGUCAAAUUGUGGAAGAGGGUGAAGAAAAGAACAUGUAA